AUGCAACUCCUAAAUACUCGAAAAGACUCCCUGGAACAGCAGCAAACGGGCAAAAGGGAAACAAUGUACUCAGUACAGCCGCCACCGCCACCAGGCAGGGCGAGGACGGGCACCGGGCUGCCCCCGGGCUACUGCUCGCCCAGCACGGCCGGACACGCACCUGUGAUACUGGGCCUGCAGAAACUGGAAUUCCUCUUUAAUCCGGUCCAGGGACUCCGGGAUAGUGAACUUGAAGGGCUGGCCUGCAGCCUGGUGCGGCGUCUGGGGGCCACCAGUGAGGGGAACCGAGGGACGGGGGCUUCAGGGCGGGUCGCGGUUACGUGCGCCCAAGUCGCCCGGCUGGAACGACAGAGGCUCCCGGGCGGCCGGGGAACACCCGGCCAGAUUGUCAUCGAGGACACCGCCCCCUCCCCCAAGGGAGCAAUAAUGACCCCAAGGAUCAGAGUAGAAAAACAACUCCCUAACGCUCCCCGUUCCCAGAAUCGCCGGGGCCAUCUCCAGGAGCGCCGGAACGGGGGCUGCAUUGACAUUCCAAAUGGCAGGAAGUCUAUUCUGUUCUUCCAGAAGGAGCUCAGCAUUAUUGAGGCAGCCCAGCCUGGUGGGAACCAGUGUAACAGAAUACAGGGUUCAGUUUGGUUUCUGCUGCUCUGGGAAACAAGAAUUGACAUGUCCCAAACCCACAUAAUGAAUGAAAGGACUGAAAUCGCCAAGAGAUUGAAUACAAUUUGUGCACAAGUCAUUCCAUUUCUGUCUCAGGAACAUCAACAACAGGUGGCCCAGGCCGUCGAGCGUGCCAAACAGGUGACCAUGGCAGAGUUGAAUGCCAUCAUCGGGCAGCAGUUGCAAGCUCAGCAUCUUUCUCACGGCCAUGGACCCCCAGUGCCCCUAACGCCUCACCCCUCGGGACUUCAGCCUCCUGGCAUCCCGCCCCUCGGGGGCAGUGCUGGCCUCCUGGCACUGUCUAGUGCUCUGAGUGGGCAGUCUCACUUGGCAAUAAAAGAUGACAAGAAGCACCAUGAUGCAGAGCACCACAGAGACAGAGAACCGGGCACAAGUAAUUCCCUCUUGGUCCCAGACAGUCUAAGGGGCACAGAUAAACGCAGAAAUGGGCCUGAAUUUUCCAAUGACAUCAAAAAAAGAAAGGUGGAUGAUAAGGACUCCAGCCACUAUGACAGCGAUGGUGACAAAAGCGAUGACAACUUAGUUGUGGAUGUGUCUAACGAGGACCCUUCUUCUCCGCGAGCAAGCCCUGCCCAUUCACCCAGGGAAAAUGGGAUCGACAAAAACCGUCUGCUGAAGAAAGAUGCUUCUAGCAGCCCAGCAUCCACAGCCUCCUCGGGAAGCUCCACUUCUUUGAAAUCCAAAGAAAUGAGCUUGCAUGAAAAAGCCAGCACGCCUGUUCUGAAAUCCAGCACACCGACGCCUCGGAGCGACAUGCCAACGCCGGGCACCAGCGCCACUCCAGGACUCCGUCCAGGCCUCGGCAAGCCUCCAGCCAUGGACCCCCUCGUUAACCAAGCCGCGGCCGGCCUGAGGACGCCGCUGGCGGUGCCCGGCCCGUACCCUGCCCCAUUCGGGAUGGUGCCCCACGCCGGCAUGAACGGGGAGCUGACCAGCCCCGGCGCUGCCUACGCCAGCCUGCACAACAUGUCCCCGCAGAUGAGCGCGGCCGCCGCCGCCGCCGCCGUGGUGGCCUACGGGCGCUCCCCGAUGGUUGGGUUUGAUCCUCCCCCUCACAUGAGAGUACCUACAAUCCCUCCCAACCUGGCAGGAAUCCCUGGGGGGAAACCUGCAUACUCCUUCCACGUCACCGCGGACGGUCAGAUGCAGCCCGUCCCUUUCCCCCCCGACGCCCUCAUCGGACCCGGCAUCCCCCGCCACGCGCGCCAGAUCAACACCCUGAACCACGGGGAGGUGGUGUGCGCGGUGACCAUCAGCAACCCCACGAGACACGUGUACACGGGCGGGAAGGGCUGCGUCAAGGUCUGGGACAUCAGCCACCCCGGCAACAAGAGCCCCGUGUCUCAGCUCGACUGUCUGAACAGAGAUAACUACAUCCGUUCCUGCAAAUUGCUCCCUGAUGGUUGCACCCUCAUCGUGGGAGGGGAAGCCAGCACUCUGUCCAUCUGGGACCUGGCGGCUCCGACCCCGCGCAUCAAGGCGGAGCUGACGUCCUCGGCCCCUGCGUGCUACGCCCUGGCCAUCAGCCCCGACUCCAAGGUCUGCUUCUCGUGCUGCAGUGACGGCAACAUCGCGGUCUGGGACCUGCACAACCAGACGCUGGUGAGGCAAUUCCAGGGCCACACAGACGGGGCCAGCUGUAUUGACAUUUCUAAUGAUGGCACCAAGCUCUGGACGGGCGGCCUGGACAACACGGUCAGGUCCUGGGACCUGCGAGAAGGGCGGCAGCUACAGCAGCAUGACUUCACCUCACAGAUAUUCUCCCUUGGAUACUGCCCAACUGGGGAGUGGCUGGCCGUGGGCAUGGAGAGUAGCAAUGUGGAAGUUCUUCACGUAAACAAACCCGACAAGUACCAGCUGCAUCUCCAUGAGAGCUGUGUGCUGUCCCUCAAAUUUGCUUAUUGUGGUAAAUGGUUUGUGAGUACUGGCAAAGACAACCUCCUCAAUGCUUGGCGGACCCCCUACGGAGCUAGUAUAUUCCAGUCCAAAGAGUCCUCGUCCGUGCUUAGCUGUGACAUCUCUGUGGAUGAUAAGUACAUAGUCACUGGCUCAGGGGACAAGAAGGCUACAGUCUACGAAGUCAUCUACUGA
Molecule: messenger RNA, 2772 nt
Organism: Puma concolor (puma)
Lineage: Eukaryota; Metazoa; Chordata; Mammalia; Carnivora; Felidae
Source: RefSeq, a predicted model, not a curated record